Messenger RNA from Rattus norvegicus (Norway rat), 601 nucleotides. It is a transcript of the gene S100a1, whose product is annotated as S100 calcium binding protein A1. The record is from RefSeq and is marked validated. Lineage: Eukaryota; Metazoa; Chordata; Mammalia; Rodentia; Muridae. The transcript has 3 exons. Gene Ontology annotation, molecular function: calcium ion binding. Gene Ontology annotation, biological process: regulation of heart contraction. Bases 155 to 439 code for a protein of 94 amino acids. Gene Ontology annotation, cellular component: cytoplasm; mitochondrion; sarcoplasmic reticulum.
UUCGGGUGUCGUUUGUGAAGGGGUGGAGCCGUCGGGAGGAGGGUCGGCAGUAAAGACAGGUCUCCCCACACUGCUCCGGGGCAACAUUUGCAGCGCGCCCUUCUGUCAAGAACCUGCUCCGACGUCAGGCCGAGGCCAACCGUGUGCUGCUGAAAUGGGCUCUGAGCUGGAGACCGCCAUGGAGACCCUCAUCAAUGUGUUCCAUGCCCACUCGGGCAAGGAAGGGGACAAAUAUAAGCUGAGCAAGAAGGAGCUGAAAGACCUGCUACAAACUGAACUCUCCAGCUUCCUGGAUGUCCAGAAGGAUGCAGAUGCUGUGGACAAGAUCAUGAAGGAACUGGAUGAGAAUGGAGAUGGGGAAGUGGACUUCCAGGAGUUUGUUGUGCUGGUGGCUGCUCUCACAGUGGCUUGUAACAACUUCUUCUGGGAGAACAGUUGAGCACAGUCUCAGUAGGCAGCGCCCUCCCUCUUUGCUCCUCAUCCCACCUGUAUCUCCCUAUGUACCCAUCCUUGCCCAGGCUCAACAUGCACCAAAGGCGCAACAGUAGCAGUCCAGAUCUGCCACUAGUUUUAAUAAAGCUUCUCUCUCACGAACUGUCAA